This is a messenger RNA of Cyanidioschyzon merolae strain 10D, 1239 nucleotides long. RefSeq lists its product as hypothetical. Lineage: Eukaryota; Rhodophyta; Bangiophyceae; Cyanidiales; Cyanidiaceae. The record is from RefSeq and is a predicted model, not a curated record. Bases 1 to 1239 code for a protein of 412 amino acids. The transcript has a single exon.
AUGGUAGCACAGGGGGGCCUCAUAUCGACCAGAGUAGGCGGUACAGGAGUUUGCCUCGCUAAGUGCUCGAGCACGACGAUACAUCCCCCGUUUGGUACGACAGGAAGCGGCGCGCUUGCCGUCGACGAACAAUCUUGGCGCAGUGCCGGGCGUCAACUGCUCUACGCUACCAUGUACGUGACGAGCUCCGGGACGAGUCGACUACAAUCGAGGCGCUUCGUGUACGGCGCAGCGCGUCGGCGGAACUGUUCUCGGGUUCUAGGGACGCGUCGAUGUCCUUACGAGCUGGGCGCUGGAGAAGCACGCACUGCUCGGGCGAAGCCUCUCCACGGAGGCACGAGCAACCGUAUGCGUUGCGUGUCUUCUGGGAUGGAACAGCGCCCGUCGUUGAAUGACUCACGCAUACCACAAUCAACCUUUUCUCCGCGGAUAGGGAAGCCCGGGGAGCAGUUGCAGGAACCCAGCAUUACGCCCCUGGAAGCCGAACAGCGCCUCGUUCGGUCGGGAGACUGGCUGCUGUUUGCGGCAAGCCUCUGUACGCUGUGCUUUGGUGUCUGCCUGGGUCCACGGCGAGUACACGCCCAGCGUCACGAGCGUACUAUUGCUGCAGCACUUGUUCAUGGCCUAGCCACAAUGGAUGCUCGCGUCGUUUCCCAAGAUACGAGGCGGGUAUUCAAGUCGUCUACGGAGCGCCGGCCGAUGGCCACGGUAUCCGUCCCAAAAGCGGAAACGACGAAUCAGCUCGAUAUAGGAAAAAUGGGAUAUUCCCUCUACGAUUUCGUGGAUAAGAAGAAACUUUUCUCUUCGGAUCUAUCCGCGAGAACAGAGACACAACUGGAAUUGGAAGAGAUCGAAGACGAGGAAGUGCAGAAAGCUUUGGUGUUAACUGUUGGGCGGCUUCUGCAAACGGUUGGCGCUCUCGUUGCUGCUUACUUCGUUUACGUCGGCAGUCGGCGCUGGGAAGAAUGGAUGCGAGAAGAGGAACGAUUGGCGACCGAGAAAGAAAUCAGCUUGACUGGUACCUACAUUGACCCUGCUGUACCGCGUGAGGACCUCGAAAGACGACGAAAUCCCGAGUCGUCUACGCCUUCCGGCGUUUCAGACGACGACAGUGGCCACGAUCCUGACACCGGAACGGGUAGCACAAAACGCCCCGGUCCUGGACCGAAACCACCGUCGACGGACCGCGGCGGAGCGCCAGACGAAGGGCUUGACCUUCUGGACGACCUGCUCGAGUAG